GGUGCCGGGGCGGCGGGGGCGGGGGCGGGGAGGUAGGGCGCCGCGGCGGCUGCGGCAGUUGCGCGUUGGGCUGGCUGUGGUGCGGUGGGUCGAAUUCAGCAUACAAUUAAAAUGACAACCUCCUGGAGUGACCGGUUACAGAAUGCAGCAGAUGUGCCUGCUAACAUGGAUAAGCAUGCCCUAAAAAAGUAUCGCCGAGAAGCCUAUCAUCGGGUGUUUGUGAACCGAAGCUUAGCCAUGGAAAAAAUUAAGUGUUUUGGUUUUGAUAUGGAUUAUACACUUGCUGUGUACAAGUCCCCAGAGUAUGAAUCCCUUGGCUUUGAACUUACUGUGGAGAGAUUAGUUUCUAUUGGCUAUCCUCAGGAGCUGCUCAACUUUGCUUACGACUCUACAUUCCCUACCAGGGGACUUGUUUUUGACACAUUAUACGGAAAUCUUUUGAAAGUUGAUGCCUAUGGAAACCUUUUGGUCUGUGCACAUGGAUUUAACUUUAUAAGGGGUUCUCAGGUAGCUGCUCAGAAGAGACCAGAAACUAGAGAGCAGUAUCCAAAUAAAUUUAUCCAACGAGAUGACACUGAAAGAUUUUACAUUCUGAACACACUAUUCAACCUACCAGAGACCUACCUGUUGGCCUGCCUAGUAGAUUUUUUUACUACUUGUCCCAGAUAUACCAGCUGUGAAACAGGAUUUAAAGAUGGAGACCUCUUCAUGUCUUAUCGAAGUAUGUUCCAGGAUGUAAGAGAUGCUGUUGACUGGGUUCAUUAUAAGGGUUCCCUUAAGGAAAAGACAGUUGAAAAUCUUGAGAAGUAUGUAGUCAAAGAUGGAAAACUGCCAUUGCUUCUGAGUCGGAUGAAAGAAGUGGGAAAAGUAUUUCUUGCUACAAAUAGUGACUAUAAGUAUACAGAUAAAAUUAUGACCUACCUGUUUGAUUUUCCACAUGGCCCCAAGCCUGGGAGUUCCCAUCGACCAUGGCAGUCCUACUUUGACCUGAUCCUGGUGGAUGCACGGAAACCACUCUUUUUUGGAGAAGGCACAGUACUACGUCAGGUGGACACUAAAACUGGUAAACUGAAAAUUGGUACCUACACAGGCCCCUUACAGCAUGGCAUUGUCUACUCAGGAGGUUCAUCUGAUACAAUCUGUGAUCUGCUGGGAGCCAAGGGCAAGGAUAUUUUAUAUAUUGGAGAUCACAUUUUUGGGGACAUUUUAAAAUCAAAGAAACGACAAGGAUGGCGGACUUUCUUAGUGAUUCCUGAACUUGCACAGGAGCUGCAUGUCUGGACUGACAAGAGUUCACUUUUUGAAGAGCUUCAGAGCUUGGAUAUUUUCUUGGCUGAACUCUACAAGCACCUUGACAGCAGCAGCAAUGAACGCCCUGAUAUUAGUUCCAUCCAGAAACGUAUUAAGAAAGUAACUCAUGACAUGGACAUGUGCUAUGGGAUGAUGGGAAGCCUGUUUCGCAGUGGCUCCAGGCAGACACUCUUUGCCAGUCAGGUGAUGCGCUAUGCUGAUCUCUAUGCAGCAUCUUUCAUCAAUCUGCUGUAUUACCCUUUCAGCUACCUCUUUAGAGCUGCCCAUGUUUUGAUGCCACAUGAAUCAACUGUGGAGCACACACAUGUAGAUAUCAAUGAAAUGGAGUCCCCCCUUGCCACCCGGAACCGUACAUCAGUGGAUUUCAAAGAUACAGAUUAUAAGCGGCACCAGUUGACACGGUCGAUAAGUGAGAUCAAACCUCCCAACCUCUUCCCACUGGCUCCCCAGGAAAUUACACACUGCCAUGAUGAAGAUGAUGAUGAAGAAGAGGAAGAGGAAGAAGAAUAAGGAAAACUAAAACUGAGCACCCAUUAAAAUAAGUUCUGGCAGGACUCAUAGGAGCGAAGGAUGUUCCUAGUUGGGUCCUACUUGAGGGAGGGGGAUCUCCAUCAAAGGCACAUCUAGAAAAUUUCUGAAGACUUCAAAAUAGUCUUAUCACAUGGGGAGAUACUUGUUUUAAUUUUAUGUGUCUGCACUUUGCAGGUCCAAAUUAUAAUGGAGUCUGUAUUGAGAGAAAAUAAGGGUAAAGUCAGGCUAAAAAGCACAGAUGACUCCAUUGUGACUUGUGACAUUGUUUCUUGUUUCAUCAUCAGUAUAUUCUAGUAUUUCUAGAUACACUAAGAUUGGUGAAGGGUAUCAGAAUGGAACAAGAAGGAUUAUGGGAACGAGGUGAUCAAAAAAGGUAUUAUCUUACAAAUUGUGCUGUUACUACAAAAUCCACUUUUCUCCCAGUGCAUUUGUAUAUCAGUGGACAAAUAUAUUAUUUCCAUUAUCAAAUGUAAUCUUCCGUUAAGGUCAGGGUUUCUUUUACAAGGCUUUAUGGCUCCUCAGUGUUUGUAAUCAGGUUGCUGUUUAUCAGUGGCUUUGCAGAUGUAUUCCAUGCUUGUUUUAGGGCCUGUCUGGAAUAGACUGCAGCAAUUUCAUUUUGAGAUGAAAGUCUUCACUUUCACAUUUUUUUAAAAAAGAAAAAGUGUUAUUCAAAGAUUCUUUUUCUUAACUGAAAUAGAUCAAUAGAAAAAAUUUAGUUGAAAGAGGACAAAGGAGCAAGCUCCUGCCCCUAGAAAAUGAUAACUUUCUUAUAUUGUAGUAAACUGAGUAAAAUUCACUAAUGUGGGUUAAAAAUGUGGCUCUUGCUACUCCAUUCCAGCCAUCUGUAUCCUCAAGGGUUGAUUGCUAUAUUUCAAACAUGAAUAUUAGAGGUAAGAGGGCUCUGUAAGCCAGAACCUUACUAAAGCAGAGGGCACAAUCAGUGUGAAUAAAUUCACUUCAGAAUCCCAAGUGAAAUUACUUGUUUUGAGCAAGAAUAUGUCAUUACUAUGUGUAUUUUAGGUUAUUAUAAUUGCCUCGCAAGUACAGUGAAAGUUGUUCAACAUUUUUAAUAGUGUAGAUUCUUACUUUAACCAUCACAUAUUUUGUCUGUCCUUAAUGUCAUUAGUCAAAUUGGGAAGGUAGAUUAGUUAUUCUAGAAUUCAAUAAAGUAUAAUAUUUCUAAUACUGA
This is a messenger RNA of Erinaceus europaeus (western European hedgehog), 3031 nucleotides long. It is a transcript of the gene NT5C2, whose product is annotated as 5'-nucleotidase, cytosolic II. Gene Ontology annotation, molecular function: 5'-nucleotidase activity. Lineage: Eukaryota; Metazoa; Chordata; Mammalia; Eulipotyphla; Erinaceidae. Gene Ontology annotation, biological process: adenosine metabolic process; IMP metabolic process. The transcript is spliced from 19 exons. The coding region runs from base 112 to 1821 and encodes 569 amino acids. The record is from RefSeq and is a predicted model, not a curated record.